This is a messenger RNA of Dujonia railenensis, 588 nucleotides long. The record is from the annotation of a GenBank genome assembly. NCBI's taxonomy places the organism in Eukaryota, Fungi, Ascomycota, Pichiomycetes, Serinales, Debaryomycetaceae.
AUGCUCAGAUCGUUGAAUUCGUCUCCCAUGUUCAGGUUCAUAUCCGCACGCCAAAAUUCCACUUUGGUGCAGCUUUCUCAGGCGAUCAAGACCACCAGUGCCAACAAGGCAACUAAAACAAAUAAAGACUCGAAGGACAAAAGCGUAAUUUCCGAUGUAGACCACUUACUUUUAUCAUUUGAAGACACUCUCAAGACCAACAAUGGCAAUGCAUCAUCUUCAUCCCCUUCCACCCCAGGGUCUUCGAAAUUCACAUCUUCAGAUUUUCGUGCCAGAAGCUCCAACUACUUAUUGCAGCAACCUGCUCCACACCCAAGAGAUGUAGCCAAAAACGUUCGCAUGUUUGGUCCACUCGCUGGCCGUACUUUAGACGUGCGCAUGGGCCAAAACGUAGGAAAUAUUGUAGGUGGAUUAGCCACAUUGGUCCGUACCAAUAAGGUCAGAUUCUUAAAAACAGAGCAGGCCCGUUUCAUAGGGAAGGCCAAGCUUCAAAAGCAAAAGCAUAGACAAUGGUGGAGGCGUAAUUUCUCUGCUGGGUUCAAAGAGUUGAUGAGCCAGGUGAGGGAUGCGAAAAGAAGAGGUUACUAG